GUUAACAUUUUAAUUCUUAGGGGCAACAAUGUCUCCACGUUACCUGAAUUCGCGUUUACCUCCAAUGGGACCGAACUGGAGCUAGUCACUUUGCUCAUGUCUCAUAACAACAUUCAAACAAUUGAACCUUACGCAUUUUGGGGACUUCCUCGCCUUCAGCUGUUGGAUUUAAGUCAUAACCGACUCGUUGCUAUAUCCGAGAUGGCUUUUUAUGGGUUGGAAGGGCUGCGCUAUCUGCACCUGAAUGACACCCUCACAGCUUUUGGCGCAAGACAGUUGUCCAGCGCACUGUCCACUGAAAGUCUGCGCAAUCUCCACACGCUGGAGCUGUCAGGGAACCGACUGAAAGCGGUUCCCGUGGCACGACUUGACACACUUGAUUUACACACUCUGGUGUUGACUAACAAUUCCAUUGAGGUGAUAGAUGAAGAUAACGUCACAAGUUUUAACGAGUUCGGGAAACUUCACGUUUUCCUGGCUCAGAAUCCGUUUAGAUGCACCUGUGACAUCGAGACGUUUUACCACUGGCUAAAAAACUCGUCUCAGUGCCCAGACGCACCCCGGCUGCUGUGCGCUCAGCCCGACGGAAGAAGAGGUGUCCCCGUGGAGAAACUUCGCCAUGAGGACGUGGAUUGCCGGAGCGCGGAGUUAGAGGCAGUUUCUUAUGUCUUUCUGGGCAUAGUUCUUGCUCUGAUUGGAGUGGUAUUCUUGAUGGUGUUGUAUUUGAACAGAAAAGGUAUCAAACGAUGGCUAAACAACAUUCGCGAAGCUUGUCGCGAUCAAAUGGAAGUGUACCAUUAUCGCUACGAGCAGGAUUCGGACCCAAGGUUGGCCAACGUGGCGGUCUGAGGCUUGGCCAACCUUCCUC
This is a messenger RNA of Sardina pilchardus (European sardine), 868 nucleotides long. It is a transcript of the gene tpbgl, whose product is annotated as Wnt-activated inhibitory factor 2. Gene Ontology annotation, molecular function: protein binding. Gene Ontology annotation, cellular component: plasma membrane. The transcript has a single exon. Gene Ontology annotation, biological process: negative regulation of canonical Wnt signaling pathway. NCBI's taxonomy places the organism in Eukaryota, Metazoa, Chordata, Actinopteri, Clupeiformes, Clupeidae. Bases 97 to 849 code for a protein of 250 amino acids. The record is from RefSeq and is a predicted model, not a curated record.